AUGGGGGACUCCACUAGCGCUCCUAGCAAUGUGCCUCUUGCGGAAUCGCCGCUAUUUAAUUCCUCCGAUGCGGAUGUUUCCUUCAUCUCCUCCGAUCGCAUCCUCUUCCGCGUCCAUCGAAAGAAUCUGGAGGUGUGCACUGAGGGAUUCCCGCCGUGCGAGGUUGCGUCGCCGGGCUCGCAAGAGCUCAUCCCUCUGGAGGAGUCUUCCACCAUCCUUGAGUUGCUCUUCCAGUUCAUCUACCCCCGGCGCCAUCCUGGACUCGACACGGUCGCAUUCGAGGUUCUCGGCCCACUCGCCGAGGCGGCGGAGAAGUACCAGGUAUUCCCAGCAAUGAAUAUUUGUCAUAUUCGGCUUCGUGAUAUGGCGAAGGAACACCCUGUCGAGGUGGCCGCAUACGCUGCCAAACACGACUACCCCUGCCUCCUCGGCGAGAUCGGCCCGAUGAUGAUUAGUCUGCCGGCUAUCGAUGUCGCUGAUCUGCUUCCGCCAAACUUGUUUCGGCCCUGGACGCGUUACGUGCAGGAGUGGGCUCGGAUCCAUCAGACCAUCGCACUGAAGCUGCCCACGGGCGGCGAUCCCCAAGUUUCUAUUGGAUGGUCGGCACAUUCUUCGCAGGCAGCGUCUAGCGCACAGAACCAUAAUUGCAAAAACUGCACCCGUAAUGGGUAUGCCAUCACAGCCCCUUGCAGUUGGACGCAGCUCGUUGCGGCUGUGCUCCAGAACCUGGCAGCCGGCGUGGACACACUCCGCGCGCUCGAUACUGUCUUUAGCAUUCCCGCAGUUCCGAAGGAAAAGAUUUCUAAAUGCUGCGAGUGGGACCUCGCGGACUGGAGGAGCAAGAUCGAAGGCGGGAUUGAGACUAUUCCGAAAUUCAGUACCUUUCUGUAG
Molecule: messenger RNA, 891 nt
Organism: Mycena citricolor
Lineage: Eukaryota; Fungi; Basidiomycota; Agaricomycetes; Agaricales; Mycenaceae
Source: the annotation of a GenBank genome assembly